This is a messenger RNA of Aspergillus heteromorphus CBS 117.55, 1190 nucleotides long. RefSeq names its product exosome non-catalytic core subunit SKI6. Gene Ontology annotation, biological process: rRNA catabolic process; poly(A)-dependent snoRNA 3'-end processing; U4 snRNA 3'-end processing. Bases 146 to 955 code for a protein of 269 amino acids. The record is from RefSeq and is a predicted model, not a curated record. Lineage: Eukaryota; Fungi; Ascomycota; Eurotiomycetes; Eurotiales; Aspergillaceae. Gene Ontology annotation, cellular component: nuclear exosome (RNase complex); cytoplasmic exosome (RNase complex); nucleolus. The transcript has 2 exons.
UGCUCCCCGUCGCGUUGGGUCAGGAUUAUUCCCUCGCCUCCCUCUCUAGCCCCGUCGACAAUAUUUGCCAGCGCCCGGUGCGGGGAACCACCACGUCCCUUGAACCACUCUCAUUCCCUCGGAACCGCCAUUGAAUUUCACCAAAAUGCCUCUCGACACCUCCACAACAUACCCCCUCACCAAGCUGCGCCUGGAUGGCCGCCGCUGGAACGAGCUCCGGCUCCUCCAGGCCCAGAUCUCCACGAACCCCGCCAGCUCGGGAUCCUCCUACCUGGCCAUGGGCAACACGGCUAUCCUGUGCUCCGUUCAUGGCCCCGCGGAGGGACGUCGCGGCGAUGCCACCGGCGGGGCUGCUGGAUCCGCGGGAGCGGUGGUCGAGGUAGAUGUCAACGUUGCAGGCUUUGCGGGCGUGGAUCGCAAGCGCAGGGCGGGCGGAAGUGACAAGCAAUCCUCCCGCAUUGCAUCGAUACUCCGCUCCGCUUUCCAGUCACACCUCCACACACACCUCUACCCGCACAGUACGAUCAGCAUUCACGUCUCGGUCCUGUCGUCGGAUGGAUCCCUGCUCGCCGCUGCGGUCAAUGCUUGCACGCUGGCGCUCGUGGACGCCGGUAUCCCCAUGCCCGGGCUCCUCUGUGGGUGUACGGCGGGGAUGAGCGGUAGCGCCUCUACGCCUCGGGACCCGGAAAAUGACUUCCUCGACCCCCUGCUCGAUCUGUCUCUGCCGGAAGAACAGGAGCUUCCGUUCCUGACGGUCGGGACUACUACGUCGGUGCCGGUGGGAGAGGCGGCGUUUUUGAACGAAGAUGAGGAUGAGAUGAAGGUGGCGAUGCUGACGAUGGACUCGAAGGUGCACUGCUCGUAUGUCGAGACGAUGCUGGCGGUGGGGAUCGAUGGGUGCAAGCAGAUCCGGGAGAUCCUCGAGGGAGUGAUCAAGAAGUCGGCACGCAGAUGAUGGGACCAGCUGGUUUAUUUGUCUCUGCUGUGUCUGGUGUCUUAGGGGAGCAUAUAGGCGAGGUUCGAUUUAUACCCAGCGAUGCCUUGGGAGGUGUUGGGCGUGGCGUGAUUGCUUGAUUUUUGAAUCCUUAUGAUGGAUUGCUUUGACGACUUGUACAAUGGCCUAUGAUGUUUUCAAUUCAAAGACUGACUCCCAUAGUCCAUCUAUCGAAUGUGUUUGGCUCAACUGAAGU